AUGAAGGUAGCUGGUGUUUUCCUGCUCUUCUCCCUGGCACUCUGCUUCUACCAAGGAAAUGCCGAGAUGGAUGCAGCUGCUGUCAGAGGAACAGAGCCAUCUUGUGACAAUUUCAACCUGAGAAGAGGGUGUACAAGGGAGUUUGAGCCCAUCUGUGGCACGGAUGACGUCCUGUACAGCAACGAGUGCCUGUUGUGCCUCCACAACCUGCAAAGAAGCAGCCACGUGCGCAUCAAGAACAGAGGAAUGUGCCGAACUCCCCGCGUCAACUCCCCUGUCAACUGA
Molecule: messenger RNA, 285 nt
Organism: Cinclus cinclus
Lineage: Eukaryota; Metazoa; Chordata; Aves; Passeriformes; Cinclidae
Product: pancreatic secretory trypsin inhibitor-like
Exons: 4
Coding region: 1-285 (94 amino acids)
Molecular function (GO): protein binding
Source: RefSeq, a predicted model, not a curated record